AGCUCAUUGACAUUUAAUAAUUCUAAGUAUUGAAAUCUUACAAACUUUAGCUUCAGAUCGACAAGCGCAAGUCCAUUAAGCAUUUAAUCCUUUAGGGUUUUUCCUGCGCGUCCAUUUUUUCUCUUUCCGGUCCGCACCAAAGAAAGAAAUUCGCAUAAAUUUGGCAACGUGCAAAAUCUUUGUUAUGGCAUUUUAGAAAUUAUUUCUGCUGAAUAAGGUUUUAAAUUAUGUUUUGACUUGUAAUUUGUAAAUCAGCAUUUUAGUACCUCAUAGAGGCUUUUAAUUCUUUUAACUUGUAUUCUGUCCAUAUUUGUAUCUUUUUUGUUUUGACUUAGUAAGUUUUUUUACUGAAAUCCCACAGUGCAAGUGAACUUUGAUGCCAAGAUAUAAUUUUUGCCUAGUUGUCUCGAUUCAUAUCUAUUUUAACUGAUAAAACUGUCUGUUUAAUGUAAAGUAAGAUUUUUUUUAACUUCAAAUUUGCCCUCUCAACCAUGUUUGUCACAAUUGAGUCUACAAUUGGGGGAAAUGUCGCUGGAUACUUACAAUGUACCGUUACAGGUAAUGAGACCAUAAGUAGUCUACUGUCUACCUACUGUGAAUCAAAGGGAAUCCCAGUCAACCCAAACUUUUUACUACGGGACCAGAAAGGUGUUGUCCUUGACAAUAAGAAAACUUUGUCAGCAAGCAAUAUUAAGCAUGGAGAUACCCUUUACCUUGAAAUCAGAGGGAUGCAGAAUGGUGUGUUUCGUUUUACCAGUUGGUGGUUGCUGGCUUUUGGAGCCAUAUUCAUUGCUGUGGGAGGCUUUGCUGUCGUAAUUACCCUACAUAACUUGACUGGGCCUACUCCAAUUGAGUAUGGUGUCGUCCUUGACGGAGGUUCUAGUCACACGGCGGUUUUCGUUUACCAAUGGCCUGGACCGAAAUGGAAGGGCACCGGCGUUCUCCGGCAAAUAGGCGUAUGUAACAUUGUGGGUGAUAUUGCCAGUUUUUAUAACAACGUUGCUGGCGUUGACGCCUUUCUGACACCAUGUCUUUCUUACGCCAGCUCCAAAGUCCCUUCAGCAAGUCAAUUCAACACGCCCAUAUAUUUUGGCGGCACAGCCGGAUUACGUUUGUUAAAUAUUAGCCAACCAAGUGCAACUAGUGUUUUAUUGGACUCGAUUCGCAACCGACUGAGUCGAUCAGGUUUUCGAUUCGACUGGUCGUACGUUGAAAUUUUAUCAGGAAUGGAUGAAGCUCAAUUCAGUUGGGUUACAGUCAACACCCAAUUGAUGAACGUUGGACCUGAGCAUCGUAUGAUGUACCUGAGGGAUGGAUCUCAAGAGACGGUAGGUGCUUUGGAUUUGGGUGGAGCUAGCACACAGUUAGCCCUUCAAGUUCCAAGUGGCCAUGAAGUCAUGUCCGGGUUGACGACUAAAUCAAACGAAAUGUGGAGAGAAGAUGAUGUUUGCAAUUUACAAUUGUACAGCCAAAACUAUUCCGUCUACAGUCAGAGCAGUUUGUGUUAUGGCGUUUUAGAAGUCAUCAAACGCUACGAAUCUAUGCUGAUCGUCGAAAGUGGAACCAAUGGAUCGAAUGUCUUAGAAAGUCCGUGUCAACCAUUGGGCUAUAGCACGGUGGUUAAAGCCGACAACAUCUUCAACUCACCCUGUUCUCAGAAUCGAUCGACCAGCGUUCAAGAAUGGACUCUGAAUGGAACGAGCAAUUACCAUCAAUGCUUUGAGCUAAUUGAGCGCCUUUUCAAUUUUACCUAUUGCCAAUCGCAUUUCCUACCGGCAACCUGCUUUUCGAAUGAGGGUCAACCUUCUCUUAACAAUCAAGACUUUUUGGCUUUCUCUAGCUUUACGAUUAUAACAAGAGAAUUGAACGUGACCAAUACAAGUUCGUUGGCAGAUUUCCGCAGUGCAGUCCAAUCGGUAUGCAAUAUGACCCUGGAUGAAAUUUUGGACAUUCCUUUAACUAUUCCGAAUUCGUCGUUUGUGCCACUGAUUUGCCUGGAGACUCAGUACAUAUUAUCGCUAUUGACUUCCGGCUAUGGAUUCGAUGACGAAACAUGGCAGGGUCUCCACUUUGUCAAACAAAUCUCCGGUACGGAAGUUGGAUGGUCGAUGGGUUACAUGACCGAAAAAACGAAUAAAAUUGCUGCUGCUGAGGCCUCUCUUCUACUAGCUACCCCGGUUUUCAUUGCUCUUGCAAUCCUGUUUACUCUUUUCCUGAUAAUCGGCUUCCUCCUCUCAUACCACGCCGUUAGGAUGAAGCGUUCCGCCAAUUCAUACAGCAGUUCUUGCACCUUUGCCCCUUUUAACAAUAUUUAAGGUACAUUUUUAGUUAACCAUAUAGCCAUCCUCGAUAUCCUCUUCUUAGGGAGCUGUUGCUGAAAAUGGACGACGAAUUGGAACGAUUCCUGCCUAUUUCCGAUUUCAAUGAGCAAGAAUCUUGAAGUCAUCAACUUGAAAAACGUUUCUUAUCUACCAGACAUGCAUUUUUAUGUGCACGAAUUUUGUGCCCAAUAAUCUUAUUUUCACGAAGUUACUUGUCAGUUUUUCUCUCCAUUCAAUCAAACGCCUGCAUUUAUAUAUUUUAUCGAAUGAGGAAUUUUCAAUAAAUAUUGAUUAUUAACAUAUU
Messenger RNA from Daphnia pulex (common water flea), 2625 nucleotides. Its product is annotated as ectonucleoside triphosphate diphosphohydrolase 2-like. Gene Ontology annotation, molecular function: UDP phosphatase activity; GDP phosphatase activity; protein binding. Gene Ontology annotation, biological process: nucleoside diphosphate catabolic process. The transcript has 11 exons. Gene Ontology annotation, cellular component: plasma membrane. The record is from RefSeq and is a predicted model, not a curated record. NCBI's taxonomy places the organism in Eukaryota, Metazoa, Arthropoda, Branchiopoda, Diplostraca, Daphniidae. Bases 492 to 2315 code for a protein of 607 amino acids.